Molecule: messenger RNA, 1143 nt
Organism: Penicillium griseofulvum
Lineage: Eukaryota; Fungi; Ascomycota; Eurotiomycetes; Eurotiales; Aspergillaceae
Product: phosphatase PAP2 family protein
Exons: 3
Coding region: 1-1143 (380 amino acids)
Biological process (GO): inositol phosphoceramide metabolic process; sphingolipid biosynthetic process
Cellular component (GO): inositol phosphoceramide synthase complex
Molecular function (GO): inositol phosphoceramide synthase activity
Source: RefSeq, a predicted model, not a curated record
AUGGAACUUGUUAUUCGGGCAGAUACACCGGACCUGGGAAAACCCCAGUUAGCGUCGCACGCAUGGCUUGAGCCUAUUGUGGUCGUGGGUAUUAUGGUUGGGUCGUUGAUUGUGAACCGUCGCAGAGACUCCAGCAAAAGCCAAUACACACUUCUAGAAGAAGGAAAUGCCCAUUUGAACGAACCUCAUCUCACCGACGAUCUACAUACCAAAUCCGAAAAUGUAUACGGGAUCAAUAUCGAGAAUCGGGACUCCUCUCGCUGGGCGCACCACAUCCACAGCAGAAUCCUACAGAAACUUCCUUUCUUGGUCGAGAUGUUCUACUGGAUCAUGAACUACCUGUUCUAUUCCGUGACCAAAGCCACAGCGCAGUGGCUCUCCCCCGCCGACAUCGGCGUUGUCGCAGUAGCACGAGGCCAUGCCGUCGACGUCCUCGACUUCGAACAUAAAACCGCUUCUUGGAUAUUCCCGAUCAACGAAUCCGAUUUCCAAUCCUUUUUCAUCCACAAUCACCCAUCGAUUCUGACUAUGUUCAAUCGCAUUUAUUCACUAAUUCAUAUUCCCGGAACAGUACUAUUCCUCUCCUGGUACUACUACGUCGCCAAGAACCACGCCUCCUUCGCCAUAGCACGACGCACAAUGACACUCGGAAACCUCGCCGCCUUCUUGGUAUUCUGCGUCUACCCCCUCAUGCCACCCCGACUCCUCCCAGAAUCAUACGGAUUUUACGACACCGUGCGCCAAGGAAACGCCGAAAGCAUCUGGGUCGGUGGAAAAUCCGUGAAUCAAUUCGCUGCCAUGCCCAGUCUACACUUUACAUAUGCCUUUGUGAUUGGGUGCACCUUCCUCCACCACUCGGGAUUCCUGCAGCGACUCCAACGCAAGCCGACGCAGAAGUCUCGCCUGACCGAGUUUGGCUUUUUGGCGCUAGCUAUAUGUUACCCGAUUCUCGUGCUCAGUGUUAUCGUCGCUACGGCAAAUCAUUACUGGCUCGAUGCGGUUGUGGCGAUCUUUACGGUUACACUGUCCUACCGCUUCAAUAGAGUUCUUAUCUUGUUGCUUCCGCUUGAAUAUGCGCUAUGUUGGUGUCUGCGACUGGCGAAGCCGGUGCCUACUACCGGUGAUAGAGCAUCGAAGAAAUGA